Hibiscus syriacus is the source of this 1140-nucleotide messenger RNA. RefSeq names its product fruit protein pKIWI502-like. The transcript has 6 exons. The coding region runs from base 1 to 987 and encodes 328 amino acids. Gene Ontology annotation, molecular function: oxidoreductase activity. NCBI's taxonomy places the organism in Eukaryota, Viridiplantae, Streptophyta, Magnoliopsida, Malvales, Malvaceae. The record is from RefSeq and is a predicted model, not a curated record.
AUGGAAUUGGCUAAAGAGAGAGAGGAGGCUUCUGCCCACCUUUUGCGCUGCCUCUCUCUAGUCCCCGCCACUCUAACCAUCUUUUUAUUCUCUUUCACAAUUCUCCACCCAGACCAUGACCGUCAUUACACCCCACAUGCGCCCUGUAGCGCUCCUCCCCUUCCCAUGCCUAUCCUGUGCCGACUCCCCUUCCGCUCCUUGACCCCCCGCCCUCGCCCCCCUCGCCGUCGAUUCGCUACUCUCGCUGCACUUCGCCAAGAUACCACCGUCUGGACCCCUUCUCCGAUCUCAUCAAUCAAGACGGCCGCCGAGUCCCUCUUCCACGUUACCAUCGACGUGUCCAACUCUCCUGAUCUCGCGGCCUCGCAUAUCUUUCCGGGACAGUACCUCCUGCUGCGGCUCCCUGAUGUGGAGAAACCUUCUUUCUUGGCCAUAGCGUCUCCGCCUUCACAGUCAGCCUCAACUGGAGCGUUCGAGUUUUUGGUGAAUAGCGUGGCGGGGUCGACGGCGGAGCUUUUGUGCGGGUUAAAGCAAGGGGAUAUGGUGGAGCUUACUCAAGCGAUGGGAAACGGUUUUAAUAUUGAUAAGAUCGAUCCGCCUGAAGAUUAUCAGACGGUUUUGAUUUUCGCUACUGGAUCAGGAAUCAGUCCAAUUCGCUCUCUCAUUGAGUCAGGAUUUGGUGCUGAUAAGAGAUCUGAUGUCAGGCUCUAUUUUGGUGCCAGAAACCUUAGGAGAAUGGCUUAUCAGGAUAGGUUUAAAGACUGGGAAUCUUCUGGUGUCAAGAUUGUGCCAGUAUUAUCACAGCCGGAUGAUAGUUGGACUGGUGAAAGUGGCGAUGUACAGGCUGCCUUUGCUAGGGCUAAGAAAAUUCAUAGUCCUAAGGGCACUGGUGCUGUGAUUUGUGGACAAAGACAAAUGACUGAGGAAGCGAGUUCAAUACUAGUGGCAGAUGGAGUUUCGAGAGAGAAGAUCCUAAAGAACUUUUGAUGGCAACUUAUAAUUAUUAUAUGUUGUACCAUUGUUGAGGAACAGCUGACAAUUACUCUACUUAACAUAGCUAAGAAUGAAAGCAUGCUAGGCUAAUAAACUCUAUACAUGGGAAUUAUUAAUUCAUUCCUCAUCUUUUAUUAUAUAAGUAAA